Molecule: messenger RNA, 1008 nt
Organism: Babesia bigemina
Lineage: Eukaryota; Apicomplexa; Aconoidasida; Piroplasmida; Babesiidae
Product: ubiquitin domain containing protein family, putative
Exons: 6
Coding region: 1-1008 (335 amino acids)
Biological process (GO): ubiquitin-dependent protein catabolic process
Cellular component (GO): cytosol
Molecular function (GO): polyubiquitin modification-dependent protein binding
Source: RefSeq, a predicted model, not a curated record
AUGGCAAUCAAAGUGACUAUAAAGAUUAGCGGCGGCGAGACUUUCGUCGUCGAGGUGGAUCAGUCCAUUACCGUGCUGGAGCUGAAGGAGAAGUGCGCCGAGAACGCGGGCGCUACUGCCGAUAAGCAGCGCCUAAUCUUUAAGGGCCGCAUAGUGAAGGACGAUGAGACUUUGGAAUCUCUCAAGGUUGAGGACGGCAACACCAUCCACCUGGUCCGCAGCGGUGUGAAACCAGCCACUUCCUCUGGCGCUGCUUCAGGAACUCAAGCCGAAGCGCCCAAACCAACCCCUGCGGCUGGUGUGAACGCCAAUGCAGCUCCCACCGCAGGUGCCUUCCCCUUCGGCCAGGCCAACCCCUUUUCUCCGGACACGAUGCAGCAGAUGAUGCAGGGAAUGGGUGGUUUCGGUGGUAUGGGCGGCAUGCCCGGCAUGGGUGGAAUGGGAGGCAUGGGUGGCAUGCCCGGCAUGGACGACUUCAACCCGCAGACCGCCGCCGCCCUGCUGAAUAACCCCAUGGUGCAAGAAAUGAUGCAACAGAUCAGCAACAACCCGCAACUUUUGAAGGAAAUUUUUGGGAACAACCCACUGUUGCAGCCUAUGAUGCAGCAAAACCCCAUGCUCAACCAGAUGAUGAACAACCCCGAGCUUUUGCGCACAAUGAUGCGCCCAGGGAUGCUUCAGGCCGGCCUUCAGCUGCACCAGUCCAUGCAGCAACAGCAGCAAGCCGGGGGUAGUACCGCUGCCCCUGCCGCGGCGUCACCUGGCACGGAGAACAUGCUUAAUCCUCUGAUGGGUGGUGGUUUCCCCGGGUUCAACUUCCCGCCGGCGGCCAUGCCGACCGACACCCGUCCCCCGGAGGAGCGUUACGCCUUCCAGCUGCAGACGCUGCAGGAGAUGGGUUUCACCAACCGUGAGGAGAACCUCAGCGUGCUGAACUCCACGGGCGGCGACAUUUCAGCCGCCAUUACGCGGCUGCUGGAGGCCAGGGGAAACCCCGCAUCCAACUGA